CCCUGCAGACUCACUUCAGAACCCCCUCAAGGCCCUCCCAUCUAGGGAUGGGCUCAGUUAUCUGCUAGCUGCAGGACUUUGGUUCAUGGCCUUGUCAUGUACUGAAUCAGGAAACUGUAACUUAAGGCACUUAGUGCAUUUUAUGUCUAAGCAUUAGGCUAAAUGAUCAUUCACAUGCUACAUACUUCACUGAUAUUACAUUAGAUAAGAUGAGGAGACUAUGUUGUCACAGAUAAAAGAUGUCACUGUUGUUUGACAGCGACCGGAGUGGAGUUUUCUGUAAUGGCACACCACAAGCCAACUAUUUGGAAAAGGCACAGCAGACCGGGCUUAUUGGUUAAGCACUAAAACCACAGAGGGCAGAUUAUGCUGUUAAAGUCCUGGUGAACUCCAAGCUGGGUUAUAUCACAGUUUGAUAUGGUCAGGCAGGCAGAGGAACAUGUUCAUCAUGCUCUUAUAGUAUUUCAGAGAACAAAACCAUUAGCCCAUGUCACAAUAUUAAAGGUGCUACCUCGCCAUAAUUGAAGUAAGCCUGCAUCUUAAAUUCUAUUCUAGAGAAAUUGUAACAUUUUGAGGGAGAGAAAUAAGCAUAUGAAGACAAAGGCAUGAGGCUGAAAAGAGAGUAGGCUAAAUGAAAUGUUAGGGAAAACGAGAGGUCUAUCUGUUGUAGCUGAGAGAGAGAGAGAAAGAGACCUCUACUAUUAGGGAACAAUGUUUGUAAAAUGAUUGUAAAUAAACUGUACAUAACUUAAAUACUAUUUACAUUUUCUGUAUUAUUUCGAAAGAUAUAAAACUAAAAUGAGCAGGCAAAAAUAUAUACAAAUAAUAUAAUAGAUUCGUUAAGAUAAAUUCGAUAUGACAUUUUUGUAAAAAUGGAAUGGAUUAGGCUAUUUUGUUUCUGCUGGAGUCUGCUGAUGGACCUCCCCUCUGCCUAUGACGUGUGACGGUGCGAAUUGUACAGUAUCUUGAAGAUAAUACAGUCAGUAGCCUAUUAGACAACAGAAUAGAAGGCACGUAGCCUAAUGUUAGAAAACCUUGUUUAAAUUACAGUUUGGCAUAAAAAAUGUCGAAAGCCGUUGGCGAUAUAUUAAUUGGAGUCCUGGAUGACUUGGGAGAGGCUGAAUUGAAGAAGUUCAGACGUAAACUCUGUGACCGCAAGCAGGAGCCAAAAGUUCGCAGGGACAUUGUUGAGAAAGCUGACCCAGUGGACUUGGUAGACAUUUUGACCCGUACCUUCACUGAAGACGGGGCUGUGAAUGUGGCUAUAGAGGUCUUGGCUGCAAUUAACUGCCAAGAUGUCGCAAAGGAACUGAUGGAAUUCAAGAAAUCUCCGGGAUCUUGCGUAACAUCUGGUGAUAGAAUGGCAAGUGCAACUGGACCAACGACGAUGAACCAAGAUAAACACUUUGUGGACCAUCACCGGGCGGCCCUGAUCGACAGAGUGAGCCAGGUGGAACCCCUAUUGGAUAGACUCCUGGAGAGGGGAAUCAUCACCCCAAACACCUACAGUGACGUGAAGGCUAACAGAACCACCCAGAACAGGAUGAGGGAGCUCUACGAUGGCCCUCUGAAAGCAUGUGGGCCUAAAGGCAAAGAUAUAUUCUUAGAUAUCCUGAUGGAGCAGGAGCCAUUCCUAAUCAGUGACCUGAAGGGGGAAUAAUGGAGAUAGGGGCCAUUCACAAUUUUUUUAAGGCAAGCGACAAAAAUGUGAUGAUAAUAAUGCCCUCUGUGUUACAGUACAUUCUUAAAUUGGAAAAAUGAAUUGUCUCCAAAGUUUGCAAUAAAUGAAUACAUUUUA
This is a messenger RNA of Oncorhynchus tshawytscha (Chinook salmon), 1798 nucleotides long. Its product is annotated as apoptosis-associated speck-like protein containing a CARD. Lineage: Eukaryota; Metazoa; Chordata; Actinopteri; Salmoniformes; Salmonidae. The coding region runs from base 1064 to 1660 and encodes 198 amino acids. Gene Ontology annotation, biological process: regulation of apoptotic process; innate immune response; inflammatory response. The transcript is spliced from 3 exons. The record is from RefSeq and is a predicted model, not a curated record.